Rhizopus microsporus ATCC 52813 is the source of this 1171-nucleotide messenger RNA. Its product is annotated as S-adenosyl-L-methionine-dependent methyltransferase. NCBI's taxonomy places the organism in Eukaryota, Fungi, Mucoromycota, Mucoromycetes, Mucorales, Rhizopodaceae. The coding region runs from base 230 to 1093 and encodes 287 amino acids. The transcript is spliced from 8 exons. Gene Ontology annotation, molecular function: methyltransferase activity. The record is from RefSeq and is a predicted model, not a curated record.
UUGUCGCUCAACCCAUUUUGGUAAGACAUGGAUGAGAAUAAAUCCAUGGCCCAGCGUCAUACAGUCAUACAAUGUGGAUGUAACAUUAGUAAAACAGAGCAACAUAAAGAAAGAAAAUAAGCUCCUCUUUCCUCCCCUUUUCUCUUUUCUUUUCACUCUAAAUAUCAAAGAUAGAGACGGGGAAGGAGAAUAUUUUAGCUCGACAAUGAUAGAUACAAAUAUUACCAAAAUGAUCAACUCAGAAGAUAUAACAUUGCCAACGAAAAGAGAGUUUCAUCAGGUAGAAUCAUCUACUUAUUGGUUACCCAAGGAUGAUGAUGAACAGAUGAGACUUACAGGGCAACACUUUGCAUUUAAAGACAUGUUUGGAGGAAAUGUACUACGAAGCGUAACUGAAAUUCUUGAUUUAAAGCAAGAGUUAUCUGUGCUUGACGUAGGAUGUGGUCCAGGUGUAUGGAGUAUGGAUAUGAUUACUGACUAUCCGAAUUGCCGUUAUGAAGGCUGUGACAUGGUGGACGUUGUGAGUCAGAAACCUAUGCCUGAACAAUUUACUUUCAGUAUUGGAAAUGUACUAGAGGGGCUACCAUAUCCAGAUAACGUUUUUGAUCUUGUUCACUUAAGGCUUUUUACCUUGGCAUUGCAAUAUGACGAAUGGCCAGGAGUGAUUAAAGAGUUACUGCGUGUGACUAAGCCAGGAGGAUUAAUACAGAUAAUGGAGGCAGAUAUAGAGACACCAAAAGAAAACAAGGAUGCUUUCUGUAAGGCAAUGACGGCAUUAACUACUGUAGCCAAACAAAGACAUCAGAAUCCUCGAAUUGGAAAAGAAUUAGAAAGAUUGCUCAGAGAAGCCGGUAAUACCAAGAUUGUUGAAACAAAGUCUGCUUAUGUCGAUACAACCACUAAUACCGACACAGCUAAAAGAAUUGCUUGGGCUUGGCUGGAGUGUUUGAAAGGAGCAAUGCCAUUGCUUGCAUCCGUCUUGGAACUUAAGAAUCAUGAAGAGCAACAAAAGUUUUUGAAAGAAGUCAAGCAUUGUAUGACCACUACAUGUGGUGGUUUCCUUAUGGAUGCAGUAAUUGCUCAAAAACUGUAAGAUUGUAGAAUAUUUGACAGCUAAAAUAAAUAAACGGCUUUUGUUACUGUAUUCGACUUCUCGGUAAUUGGUUCCUUG